ACAGCAUAUUUUAUUAUGAAGAUGAAUUUCUACAAUGAAAUGGCUGUCAGGAUUCAGAAAAGAUGGCGAGGCUAUUAUGUUCGGAAAUAUAUCCAUAAUUAUUAUGCACUGAAGAAAUACCUGAGAGCAAUUUCUGUGAAAAACGAGAUUGUCAGGAGUGAGCUCCAAGACUAUGCAGAAAUGAAGGAAAAUGAAGAGAAAAGGAAAGACCUAGAAAUGAAAGAAAAGAAAAAGAAAUACCAAGCCCGAAAGAUGCAUUACCUCCUUAGCACUAAGCAGAUUGCAGGCAUUUACAAUUCACCAUUUAGAAAAUCACCAGAUGAAAUGGAAAGGCUUCUAUCCCAGUCAAAGCCAUUGAGCCACAAACGGCAGCAAAUGAAGAGUCCCUUCACCUAUGAGCUCUAUGACUGGCCAACUUGUAAAAGGCCUCCAGAUUUCUCCACAGCACAGCGUCUACCACCUAUUGGCAGACAGAAACCUCAGGGGCCUUUUCGAGAUACCACUGAAGUAUUACAGCAGCGCUACAAACCUUUGGAACGAACCUUGCACAUGACAGCAUCAAUCAAUUCACCACUAGAGAAGGCCAGAGAGAAAAUGAAAAGGCAGGAAUGGAGAAACUGCAUACAUGACAACAAAUUUCUGCCAUUUUCUUCAUAUCAUAAAAAUGAGAAGUAUGAACCAUUAAUUACUAGGUCAGGCAAAUAUGGCCAAGAAGCUUAUGGAAUUAAACAUUUUCGAGAAGUACAGCCUAAGAAGUGGGUAGCAGACAAG
Mesitornis unicolor (brown roatelo) is the source of this 771-nucleotide messenger RNA. RefSeq names its product spermatogenesis associated 17 (gene SPATA17). Gene Ontology annotation, cellular component: spindle pole. The transcript is spliced from 6 exons. Gene Ontology annotation, molecular function: protein binding. The annotation marks the transcript as partial. Gene Ontology annotation, biological process: spindle organization; mitotic cell cycle; establishment of meiotic spindle localization. The record is from RefSeq and is a predicted model, not a curated record. Lineage: Eukaryota; Metazoa; Chordata; Aves; Mesitornithiformes; Mesitornithidae.